Penicillium daleae is the source of this 975-nucleotide messenger RNA. RefSeq names its product FAD-dependent monooxygenase nscC (gene nscC). The record is from RefSeq and is a predicted model, not a curated record. The transcript is spliced from 2 exons. Bases 1 to 975 code for a protein of 324 amino acids. Lineage: Eukaryota; Fungi; Ascomycota; Eurotiomycetes; Eurotiales; Aspergillaceae.
AUGCACAAGACGGACGAUUCACGCCCUGUCCUCAUCAUCGGUGCGGGUCUGUCGGGCCUUGCCCUUGGGCGACUAUUGACAAAUAAUGAUAUUGCAAACAUCGUCUUCGAGGCCUCUCCGCCGGAACGCAGCCAGGGUUUUGCCAUUUCCAUGCAUGAGCGAAUCGCAAUGCAUUGCGGGCCUGGAUUGCCGACUGCGGGGACGACCAGCUGGAUGUGCGUUAUGGACAUCGACUCAAGAGCAUCUCGGGUGCGUUCGCAAGUUCUGCCACAUAUCGUCCCGGAAGUGGUGCCCGUGGUGGUCUACCAUGGCGAGUUCGAGGUGUCGCGCGACGAGUACGACCGGUACAUGCGUCCUGUCAUCGGCAAUGCUAAUAUUCUUGCCGGCGUGGGCGACGGGUUCAAUACGCUGAUUACGGUCUGCAAUAUCACGAAGACGCGGGUGCACCUCGACUGGUCGUAUUCCCGACCAGCGUGCGGCGAAAAUGACCGAUUGUUCAAUGAUAAAAAGCUGGAAGACCAGACGCGAGAGCCACCCCAGGCGCUCCUGGACGAAUUGUCGUCGCGGCAGCUCGCGGAGCCAUGGGCACGGUACAUCAACCCGGAGACCAUCCGACAGCACUCAGUGUUCCACUGGAUCAGUCGAUGCGUGUUCAUGCCGACGGCGGAUGCAUUGCAAGCUGCGCAGGCAGGCGUGGUGUUCAUCGGGGACUCGUGGCAUGCGAUGCCGAUCUUCGGUGGCGAGGGCAGCAACCAUACACUGGUGGAUAGCACCGAGCUGGCGGCAGCGAUGGUCAAAGAGGCUGCCGUGGAUCGCGCAGUUGCUGUGUACUACCAAGGGGCUGCGCGACGGUGUCCGGAAGCCGUACGCCGGUCGCGAUCACGAUUUUACGUGCUGCACCGACCCAUGGCAGAGUGGCGGGAGAUUGCAGAGAAGCGGCGGGUCAAGGCGGCGCUCAAGCAGCAGAUGGAAUGA